Messenger RNA from Hibiscus syriacus, 1876 nucleotides. RefSeq names its product small G protein signaling modulator 2-like. The record is from RefSeq and is a predicted model, not a curated record. Bases 229 to 1827 code for a protein of 532 amino acids. Gene Ontology annotation, molecular function: GTPase activator activity. The transcript has 5 exons. Lineage: Eukaryota; Viridiplantae; Streptophyta; Magnoliopsida; Malvales; Malvaceae. Gene Ontology annotation, biological process: activation of GTPase activity.
UCUGGUCGACCCUAUCGGUGCCUCCCUCAAAAACUGCCGUCGCCGUCACUGCUGUCGCGGGCCUCGCUGUGUUUGCUGCCGUUUUCUUCUCAACUACUAGGUAAAAUGAAAUUUUUAUGAAAGAAAGGAAACUGAUCUAUCAUUCAAUGCUUAACGGUAAAAGUAAUUUCCGAAAACCCUAGUAACGGUAUGUAAUAGGACUAGUUGAUAUGAAUCAAAUUCAAAUAGAUGAGAGCUAUUAGGCGAAGUCAGACUUCAUCUUCAUCUCGAAUUUCGCCCUCACCCUCCUCGUCAUCGUCUUCUUCGUGGAUUAAUUUGCGUUCGCUUCUAUUCGUUGUUACUUCUUCACUAGUUUCUUGUUCUUCCUCUGAUCGUGGUCGUCUCAGAUCACCCUGGUCGCGCUGUAGAAAGAAACAAGCCCUCUCGCCUCAGCAAUGGAGAAGUUUGUUUACACCUGAUGGCCGACUCCAGGAUGGUGGGGUCAAGUUCUUGAAGGAAGUUCGCUCUAGAGGUGUUGAUCCCAGUAUUAGGGCAGAGGUCUGGCCCUUCCUCCUUGGUGUCUAUGACUUAAACAGUUCCAAAGAAGAAAGAGAUGCUGUUAGAAUUCAGAAAAGGAAAGAGUAUGAAAAACUCCGCAGAAAGUGUCGACGGAUCCUAAGACAUGGCAGUGAGAAUUGUAAGUUAUCUGAAACUGGUGGAACUUGUCAAAAUGGAGACGGUGGAAGUCUUAUUCAGGAGAUGGACACAUCUAGCUCUGAAGAUGUUGUUAGUGCCGGAGAAUCUCUCUCUAUUGAGGAAAGGAACCCGGAUGCUGAGUUUUCUGAUGAACCAUCCAGUACAUUGUUGACAAAUGAUGAUGUGUCAACACUGAACUCGUCAGACUCCGACUCUUCAGAAGACCCUGAAGCGACUGAGGGUUCCCACUCUUUGGAUGGUAGAGAGGAGAAUGAUCCUGAUAUUGCUUCAGAAAGGAAUGUUCCUGUCUCUAGCACUGAAGGGGUAUCAAAGCUGCGGGCAACUGAAGACUUUUCCACCUGGCAGCGAAUCAUUCGUCUCGAUGCUGUUCGUGCCAAUGCUGACUGGAUGCCGUACUCUCCUUCUCAGGCUUCAGUGCCAGAUGGAAGGGCACGCCAUGCCGCUGAGGCUGUUGGUUUAAAGGAUUAUGAUCACCUAUACCCCUGCAGAAUUUUCCAUGCUGCACGUUUGGUUGCUAUCCUGGAAGCUUACGCACUUUACGACUCUGAAAUCGGCUACUGCCAGGGCAUGAGUGAUCUCCUUUCUCCAAUAGUUUCAGUCAUCCCCAAAGAUUACGAGGCAUUCUGGUGUUUUGUAGGUUUCAUGAAGAAAGCUCGACAUAACUUUAGGCUCGACGAGGUCGGAAUCAGAAGGCAACUCAAUAUCGUUUCCAAGAUAAUCAAAUGCAAGGACUCUCAACUUUACAGGCAUUUGGGGAAGAUGCAGGCAGAGGAUUGCUUUUUCGUUUACAGGAUGGUGGUUGUCCUUUUUAGGAGGGAAUUGACAUUCGAACAGACAGUGUGCCUUUGGGAGGUAAUGUGGGCGGAUCAGGCAGCCAUUAGAGCCGGGAUUUCGAAGUCGGCGUGGAGCAGAAUGAGGCAGAAGGCACCACCAACGGAUGAUUUGUUGCUGUAUGCAAUUGCAGCUUCGGUGUUGCAGAGGAGGAAAUGGAUCAUUGAGAAGUACAGCAGCAUGGAUGAGAUUUUGAGGGAGUGCAACAGUAUGGCCGGGCAACUUGAUGUAUGGAAACUCCUCAACGAUGCGUAUGACUUGGUGGUAACUCUUCAUGACAAGAUCGAGUCGUCCUUUUGAUCCACUCCCCAGAAUUUUUGUCCUCAAUUUGGUAACAAUUAAUAAUAUU